Arabidopsis arenosa is the source of this 961-nucleotide messenger RNA. The record is from the annotation of a GenBank genome assembly. Lineage: Eukaryota; Viridiplantae; Streptophyta; Magnoliopsida; Brassicales; Brassicaceae.
ACGGUUUAAUCAUCAACCAUCACUCACAAUCUCUCUCUCUCUUUCUCUUUCACAAAGUCAAGAAUUAAGAAUCAAGAAUCAAGAUCACCACUCAAUCCUCCAAGAUGACAUUUAGCAGUGUUCACCAACAAGUCAUUGCAUUUCCUGCCAUCAAGACUUCUCCGGCGGGUUACUUGCCUGAUCCAGCUUCCAUCAACAAGCUCCAAAUCCCAACUUCUUCAAAGUUUUCUUUCCUAACAGGCAAAGGAAAAUCGAUGCUACGAAAGAAGAAAACCGAUAGCUUCACAAACGGAGCUAGAGAUCAGAGCAAGUUAGGACCAAAACUAACCGAAACAGUCAAGAGAAAGUUAUCCUUGGGAGCUAGGAUCCUUCAAAUGGGAGGCUUAGAGAAGAUCUAUAAGCGACUCUUUAAGGUCUGCGAUGAGGAGAAACUCUUCAAGACGUACCAAUGUUACUUAUCAACAACCGCAGGUCCCAUCGCGGGCCUACUCUUCAUCUCAUCAAAGAAGAUUGCUUUUUGUAGCGAGAGAUCGAUAAAGGUGGCUUCUCCUCAAGGAGAUCUCACUAGGGUUCAUUACAAAGUCUCAAUCCCCUUGUGCAAGAUCAAUGGAGUGAACCAGAGUCAGAACGCAAAGAAGCCAUCUCAGAAGUACCUUGAAGUAGUUACGGUCGACGGCUUUGACUUCUGGUUCAUGGGAUUCUUGAGCUACCAAAAAGCUUUCAACAGCCUCGAGCAAGUGCUUUCUCUUAGCUUCGAACAAUGAUAAGCCAAUAUAUAUUGCUUCCAUUGAGGAGCUAAUUAGUGCGGGUUAAAGAGGAAAUAAUUCAUUUCACUUUAACCUGCUUCAAUCAGAUUAUGUUAGGAGAAACCAUUGACAAUAUUGUACAAACUCAUUUUAUAUCGCUUUUGUUCUUCAUCGUAAACAUGAGCAAGAGAUUUGAAUAUAUUUAGUUGAUCUCA